AUUUACAUACAGCGGAUACUGGUGAUUAGACAAAAACAACUUAGAAAGUUGAUAAGGAUAUGGCUAGCAGCCAACACCAGGAUCCGGCACGUCAAGGUCUGCACUCUGCCCACCGUGCCAUUAUAGAAGGCAUGUUCCCGGAGAAACCUUUCACUGAAGGAGGUAAAAGCGGUGUGCACAAGCCCAAGAGACUAGUAAAGACGAUGGAUUUCGACGUAGAGAAAAACGACUACAGCGUGCCCGAGUUCUACGAGCGCUUUGGCAAGGAGCUGCCUCAAGUGAUCAUGAUCAGUCAAGGAUUCUUUGGAGACAUCGUAGAAGAUACGUUCGAUAGAGAAAGUAUUAUUCGCAUCCAGACGGUAUCCAAGCAACGUCGCGUGGUCGCCAUGGCCGACAUGGGAGAUCACUCUAAACUGAUCAGCAUCCCGCUUACAUACCCUGAGAAAGUCUGUGUCGUCAAAAAACACAAAUUGGGCAAAGAGAAAACCAUAAAGGAGGUCAUCGAACAUCAGAGCCUCCCUUGUCACGUGCAGUUCCCCAAGGACAGAACCAUCAGCGUGGGCGGUCAGAACAUCAGCACCAACCACAUCCCGAAAUUGCUGCUUCAGAAAGCUUUUGAUGAAAUGUACUUGCUUGGAAACCUUAUUACCGACGGCGUCAUGGAACCAGACGUGGUGAACGUGCCCCUGUACCUGUCUCAACUUCGCAUGGCGCGCGUGCUUGGCCUAAAGAACUCGCCUCCCCAGAAAUGGCGGGGUUACCUUGAGGAAUUGGAGCGCUUCAGUGCCUAUAUGAAAUACGACAAAGAGUACGGAAAUCAAGGAAUUGCCCAAUACGACCAAUCAGCGGUUCAUUCUGAGGCCGUCUUCUCCUUUGUUGAACCGCAGACAUACUCUAACAUAAUUUCGGUGUGCAAACAUCAUCGUGGAAACGCCGUAGAUAACCCAAACUACCUGCCGACCGACGUGAAACAGCAUGAAGACAUCACUUAUGAAGAAAUCGGAAUGCCGCGCGAGUCCGAAAUGCACAAGCCAGAUAACCACAGGCCAUCAUUGGCGACGUUUGGCGUCGGUCGAACACCAGCUCAGGCUUCGACUUCCCACAAUUCACAGAAUGUAAAGUCAACAUCUGGAAGCCUGAAAUCAACAGGACCAGAAAAACGUUCUGUCCAAGAAUCGAAUCACAGUCCGCUUAUCGACAGAAGCACAAAGGUUUCCCCACCUGUCGCGAUCAAGCCCCCAAGACCACCUCCUCAGAUUCCAGAGAUGCCAGGCAGUCCGAAGCUUCCCGCGCGCCAACCAAGGCCUCCUUCACAGAUGCCGAGUCCUACCGUCAAACAUGAGGCUAUCUACACGAAUAACCUCCCCCGCACGUCCAUUCGCCCCUUCCAACCGGAACCCAAAGAAGCUAUUGCACUUGAGCAGGAACGCUCUUCAAAAUCCGAUCAGCAAAGCAACACUUUGGAAUCGCCAAAAAAGCAAGACGAGGUUUAUAAACCGCUACCAACGGUCAACGACAGCCUUGAUGUAGUCAAACUAUCCAUAGACGAUGUAUGUGGUUACCUUAAAGUGCUGCAUCUUGAUAAAUAUGAGCCCAAGUUCCGGAAAGAACUGAUUGACGGCACGCUGUUGAUCGCCUUGUCCAAAGAAGAUUUUGAAAAAGAGUUCGGUAUGAAUGGGCUGGAAGCUGUGAGAAUAUUUAAGUUCUCCAAAGAAGGUCAUUUGCCAAGGUAAACAACAGCGGCUGUAAAUCGUAUAUGACUUUUGGGAAAACCUAAAUCUACAUAUAUGCACUAGGGCUUCCAAUAUUUUGAACGUAAAAUAAUUCACUUUUAACGUUUUUAAUACAUGUUUUAUAGUAUUUAACCAUAAGUGGUGCAACUUCUUUCGACCAUCAUAGACGAAAAAUGCAUGUUAUGUUACGCACUCUUUGAAAUUUAAAAUAAUACGAAUGUGUUGAUGAGUAUUUGUAAUUUGUAUAAUCAUAUUUCACUCAUUUAUUUUAUACGAAAUGUUCGUUCGAUAUAUGCGUAUAAACUAGUGAGAUAUUGGAUAUUGUUUAACCUUAUCUUUAUUUAAUGGCACAUAAUCUUAUCAGCUUAACAAUAAAGUUACACACUUGUUUUUAUUUUUCUCCUAAGUUGUUAAGUAUAUGCAGAAUUAGUGUGGUAACCCACUCGGUAAACCUUAUUCCAGUAAUGCUAUUGUUGCAGAAAGUCAUAAAUAACAAAUAUAUACACUAUGGUAGAUGAAUGAACAUUGUCAAUAAUAUUACGUGUAGCAUACGUGUAUAUUUAAGUUAAGUGAACAUUUUAACUGCUAGUUGUUUAAGAAACAAAUGUUCAAAGUAACAAAUGGAUGUAAAUCAUCAUCAUCAUCACCAUCAUCACCACCAUCAUCAUCAUCAACAUCAUCACCACCACCAUCAUUAUCAUCAUCAUCAUGAUCAUCAAUUUCUUGACCGGUUUAGCCAUUGUGGGAUAUAUUGUACCUGUAUGACAUAUUAAGUCGUGUGAAGGAUUUAUAUCUUCUCAAUUAUAAACAAUAAAAUCUGUAUAAAACAA
Dreissena polymorpha is the source of this 2563-nucleotide messenger RNA. RefSeq lists its product as uncharacterized. Bases 60 to 1733 code for a protein of 557 amino acids. The record is from RefSeq and is a predicted model, not a curated record. Gene Ontology annotation, molecular function: protein binding. NCBI's taxonomy places the organism in Eukaryota, Metazoa, Mollusca, Bivalvia, Myida, Dreissenidae. The transcript has 6 exons.